AUGUCGUCUGGAAACAAGGGACCUACCAAGGGCGCUGCCGCUGGCAAGGCCAAGGCCAAGCCCGAGGCCAUCAAGGCCGCCGCCGCCAAGAAGGCUGCUCUCAAGGGCACCUCCGGCAACAAGAUCCGCAAGGUCCGCACCUCGGUCUCGUUCCACCGCCCCAAGACCCUCCGUCUCGCUCGUGCCCCCAGGUACCCGCGCAAGUCGAUCCCUCACGCCCCUCGCAUGGACGCCUACGAGACGAUCCUCUUCCCCCUCAACACUGAGUCGGCCAUGAAGAAGAUCGAGGAGAUCAACACCCUCGUCUUCAUCGUCGCUCGCACCGCCAACAAGCGCCAGAUCAAGGCUGCCCUCAAGAAGCUCUACGAUGUUGAGGCUCAGCACAUCAACACGCUCAUCCGCCCCGACGGCAAGAAGAAGGCUUUCGUCCGCCUCGCGGCUGACCAGGACGCCCUCGACAUUGCCAACAAGGUCGGCGUCCUCUAA
Jaminaea rosea is the source of this 486-nucleotide messenger RNA. RefSeq lists its product as hypothetical. Gene Ontology annotation, cellular component: ribosome; cytosolic large ribosomal subunit. The record is from RefSeq and is a predicted model, not a curated record. Bases 1 to 486 code for a protein of 161 amino acids. Gene Ontology annotation, biological process: translation; ribosomal large subunit assembly. Gene Ontology annotation, molecular function: structural constituent of ribosome; rRNA binding. Lineage: Eukaryota; Fungi; Basidiomycota; Exobasidiomycetes; Microstromatales. The transcript is spliced from 2 exons.